Messenger RNA from Colias croceus (clouded yellow), 421 nucleotides. RefSeq lists its product as uncharacterized. The coding region runs from base 3 to 392 and encodes 129 amino acids. NCBI's taxonomy places the organism in Eukaryota, Metazoa, Arthropoda, Insecta, Lepidoptera, Pieridae. The transcript has a single exon. The record is from RefSeq and is a predicted model, not a curated record.
UAAUGUAUGGCUCCGAGUGCUGGGCAAUCAAAAAAGCUCAAGAGCAAAGAGUUCAUGUAAAUGAAAUGAAAAUGCUUAGAUGGGCGGCCGGCGUAACUAGACUUGAUAAAGUGCGCAAUGAGUACAUCAGAGGAAGUUUCAAGGUCGCUCCCAUCUCAGAGAAACUCACUGAACAGCGUCUAAGAUGGUAUGGACACGAAAUGAGGCGUGAAGAAAACCACGUAGUAAGGAGGGCACUAAACUUGCCAAAUAGAAGACGGGGUCUGGGACGUCCCCCCGCCACCUGGUGGUCUACCAUAUCAAAAGACAUGGAGAGAGCCCAAUUGAACAAACAGACAACCCAGGAUAGACCAUCCUGGCGCAUGAGAACGAGGAGAGCCGACCCCAAAUAAAGGGAUAAGGCAAAGGAAGAAGAAGAAGC